This is a messenger RNA of Eriocheir sinensis (Chinese mitten crab), 3126 nucleotides long. Its product is annotated as neogenin-like. The record is from RefSeq and is a predicted model, not a curated record. The transcript has 10 exons. The coding region runs from base 234 to 707 and encodes 157 amino acids. NCBI's taxonomy places the organism in Eukaryota, Metazoa, Arthropoda, Malacostraca, Decapoda, Varunidae. Gene Ontology annotation, molecular function: protein binding.
CCCAGCCAUCAGCUGUUCAGUGUUUGUUUACCUCGCGCGGGGAGAGAGAUCCUCGUGCUCCCGGCCUUGUAGCGGUGCCGUGGCGGGGCGUGUAGGCGUUGACAUCACUCACGGUCAUCGGCACUGCCCAUACACUCAGUCCACCCUGGCGGGGACCUCACCAAUGACCUCCAUGAAAACAGGGUCCCAGACAAGCCAGUUGGUCUGAAGGUGUCUUGUGGUCCAUUACUGCCAUGGCGCUGACUGACCACAUCAGGGUGUGUUGGCAGCCCCCUGCACAGCACAAUGUGAUGCUGUGCGGCUACACCAUUGCCUGGGACCAAGGCGUGGCGGACAUCUACUCCAAGAUCGUGGACAGCAAGCAGCACGGUUACAUCAUUGAUAAGCUGGAACCCAACAUGGAGUUUGUGAUAAGCCUGCGAGCCUUCAACAACGUGGGUGACGGGCAACCGGUGUACCAGCAAGUCCGCACCCAGCCAGAGGAGGAGGAGGUGGUGGCACCCACGCUGGACCCGGCGGUGUGGGUGAAGGCCGUGGUGCUGACGCCCUUCACCGUGGUGCUGCAGUGGGCAGACACCAUGCUGAGCCAGAACCAGUACAACAGCUGCACCACCUUCUCGUCCUCAUCCUCCAGCCGCUACGUCAACGCCACGGAUGUGACCUGCCUCAUUGACAGCCUCAAGCCAUCAACAGUGUGUUUGGCGUGAGUCCCCCUAUAGCCUGGUGGCCUCCAACACCCUGCUGGUGGCCUGACCGUCCUGGCCCUCCCUGGCCAGCCGUCCACCACCACCUUCACCCGGCAGCCGCUGCAGCGGAACAAUGGGAGGAUCACAGGCUACGUGAUAUUCCUCACCACGGACCAAACUGUCGGUGACUGGGUGACGGGGGACUGGCUCACCCUUACCGUCCAUGGACUGACGCCUUCAAGGAAGUAUUUGCACAAGAUGCACUCUCACAAUGUCAAAGGUUUUGGUCCAUUCUCCUCCGUGGAAAGCUUCACGACUUCCAGCUGUUGACAAGAGCAUCGGUGAGCCCCUGGCUGGUGUGUGGAGCGAGAGGCCUGAUUGUGCUGGUGAUCGCUGGCGUGGCAGGAGCCAUGACCAGCUGGGGCCUUCUUGGCCACCACACUGUACUGCUGCGGGUCAAGGCGGAGCCCAGGCCAAGCAUUGUUGUUGGCGGCAGCUGCAGUGAGAGCAACAAGCCUGGCGUCCAGCCUCCAGACCUGUGGAUCCAUCACGGCCACUUGGAGCUGAAGAACUUUGACAAGGGUGAGCGCAGCAACUCCCCCAACCACGCCUCCAUCAUCCAGCACACAGGAGUCGCGUCACAUCACAAUGGGACCAAAAAAGGACGAGAAGGGACAAGACAAGAAGAAAAGGUCUUCUGCUGCCGCUGGUGCCUCUCCUGAUGAUGAUGAGCAACAAGAAGACACUCAAGAACAACCUGCCAAGAAAGUGAAGGGACGAUCCAAGAAGAGGUCAUCGUCUGCUACCGGGGAGACACCCCCUCCUCCAGCCCUCUUGCGUCACCAAUCCACUUGGACACAGAGCCCCAACCUGGUCAUGAUGAUGCUGGGGUGUGUCUUUUGCUCAAAAUCGGGAGCAAAUUCUUGGAGGAGAUUUGAAACUCGUAGUAGAUCCGGAGUUAUCGGUGUAGUUCGUCGUACAUUGUAGUACUUCGUACUUACAAAUCGGGACAGUUGGUGUGGUUCGUGAUACUUCGUAGUACUUCUGCUCCAAAACUCGGCGUACUUCGGGAGAAAAUCAGGGUGAAAUCAUAGUACAUCGUAGCACAUCGUAGUACGUCAUAGCACUUCGGGAAAUAAUUCGGUGUACUUCGGGGAAUAUGCCCUCGAGGUCGACCGAACGCCUCGAGAUGAAAAGAUAAACAAAUUUUCGUAGUGAUUCGGGGAAAACGCUGUCUCCCGAGGUACUACGAUUUUUUUGUGAUUCGGCGUCUGUGAGACCGGGGGGUAAGUGUGUUCUCUCAAAGUUUCCGAUAGUUUGGUCGCUGCUCUCUGUAUUCUUUCCAACUUUCUAAUUUCUUUCUUCAAUGUAGGUGACCACACUAACGCUGCAUAUUCCAGUCUUGGACGUAUCACCGAUGUUAUUAGUUUCUUCACCGUCUCUUCGUCUAGAUAUGUAAAUACUGCUUUUAUGUUUCUAAGAAGAUUGUAUGUUUCCCCAGUUAUCCGAUUUAUAUGCUUCCCAAAGGAUAACUUGUCUGUUAUUGUCACUCCCAGAUCCUUAUUCUUCUGUUUUUUUCAUGAUUCUUUCAUUACUCAGAGAGUAGUUCCCCAAUAUCCGUCUACUGCUCUUACCAAACUCCAUCACACUACACUUCUCUGUACUGAAUGUCAUUUCCCAUUUGCGUGACCAUUCGCUUAUUCUAUCGAAAUCCUGACUCAAGGCUACACAGUCUUCUUCAUUAGCCACCCUCCUCAUUAGUUUAGCAUCAUCAGCAAACAUAUUCAUAUAGCUUGUCACCCCUUCUGUCAUGUCAAUUAUAUAUAUUGCAAACAUAAUCGGAGCCAGCACCGAUCCUUGGGGGACUCCACUGGUCACUUCCGCCCAGCUUGAUUUAUUGCUCUUGAUUACUGUUCUCAUUUCUCUCUUCGUUAAAAAGUCUAUAAUCCAACCCUUAUAUUUUGCAUCAUCCUGUAGGUUUCUCCAAAUAACUUGUUUAUGUGCUUUUCUGGGGAUGGUGUGCCUUGCAUCGUUACUCCCAAAUCUUUUUUCUUCAUGUGCUAACUUUAAGUUUUCUUCUCCCAUCCUGUAUGUCUUCCUUGGUCUUUUUAUACUUUUCCCCAUUUCCAUAACAUGGCAUUUGUUUGCAUUAAAUUCCAUCUCCCAUAACUGGCUCCAUCUAUACACUCUGUACAGGUCUUUUUGCAGUUCUUCACAGUCUUCCUCCAUCUACACUUUCCUUAUUAAUUUUGCAUCGUCUGCAAAAAGGCUCAUAUAACUUUUUAUACCCUUUGGCAUAUCAUUUAUAUAUAUUAUGAACAUUAUUGGUGUUUGUGUGUCAUUUCAGGUAAAAUAUAAGUAUCAAGUAUAUAAAAAAAACUAGUCCUGUUAGGUUUGUGAGGGUCAUGUCACGUGUUUGUGGAGGUCAUCUUAGGUCCCA